AUGAAAGAAAGAUCAAAUGGUAAUAAAGGUGAUAAUAGACGUAUCAAAUGUCAGCGUUCCAAUGUAAUGGGAAUGGCGAUAGUGGUAGCAGUAGCAGUAGCGGUAGUAGUAGCGGUAGUAAUAGCGGUAGUGAUAGUAGUAGCAGUGGCAGUAGUAGCGGCAGUAGCAGCAGUAGCAGUAGCAGCAGCAGCAGCAGCCUAUCGAUUGUUGGAUUCUCCUCUUCGGCAUCAUCAUCGUUCCGUCGCCCAGGCACCGGCAAUUCAAGCACAAUCUUCGCCCAGGCAACACAGCGGUACGUUGGAAGCUAGGGGACACAAGAGCGGCACUUUGGAAAGUGUGAAGAAUCAGAAAUCGGUACCGUUGGGUGAACCACCUCCAUUAGGUUUGUCACUGUCAACUAGUACUCCCCUAUUUAAGAAGAAGACGUUUGCUGAUUCACAACGCGAGGGUAGGGCAGGGAAUUUAGAAUUGGAAAAGAAUAAAAAUGGUAGAGAAAGUAGUAGAGGUUCGUACGGUCCUGAACCAAGUACUUCGCCAUAUCGGGAGUCAUUGAUGGAAUCUAGAUUUAGGCAAGAGAUGCCUCCGUACCGUCCGCCAGAAGUUCAGUUGAGUCAUAGUUAUAAAUCACAGGGUGAGAAGUAUGGCUCCCUGGUGGAAAGCAGUAAUCGUUAUCAUAGAGAUAGAGAUAGGGAAAGGGAGAUUCAUCAUAGGGAAAGAGUAAAUAGUUUGGACAAAACAAACACUUCAGCCUUUUAUCCAAGUUCCAUGCAUCCGCGUAAUAUGAAUAAGCAAGAUAAUACUGGUAGUAUAGGUAGAAGGCAUCAUGGAUGUUCAGUGUCGCUUUCAGAAGCGAAUGUUAGAGAUAUGUACGGCGCAAUGUUAGCCGAAAGAAAUGAGCCUUCGAAGAGCCUUGUCAGAGGUGUGGGCGUUUUGAGCAAUACGUCGAAGCAGAGAAGCCUCGAGGUUGCAGAACGAGAAAGAGAACGAGAGCGUGAUAGAGAAAAAGAAUAUAGAAGGAAUACUGCAUGUAACAAUUCGUUGGAUUGCAUGCCGCAGCCACUGGCUCGCAGUUACAGUUUUGUACAGCAGCAGAAACAGCAACAAAAGCUGCAACAAUUGCAUCAUCAUCAGCAGCAGCAGCAGCAGCAGCAGCAGCAGCAGCAACAGCAGCAGCACCAGCAGCAGCAACAGCAACAGCAACAGCAUUAAGGCCAGCGAUGCUAC
Messenger RNA from Bombus impatiens (common eastern bumble bee), 1224 nucleotides. Its product is annotated as probable serine/threonine-protein kinase fhkB. Gene Ontology annotation, biological process: regulation of transcription by RNA polymerase II. Gene Ontology annotation, molecular function: transcription cis-regulatory region binding. The coding region runs from base 1 to 1209 and encodes 402 amino acids. The record is from RefSeq and is a predicted model, not a curated record. Gene Ontology annotation, cellular component: nucleus. The transcript is spliced from 3 exons. Lineage: Eukaryota; Metazoa; Arthropoda; Insecta; Hymenoptera; Apidae.